CCGCAGACUCCAGCUCCUCUCGUACCGCUAACUCCAAAACUUUGUGUCCCCCCGCAGAUUGUAUUUCGUCUUGGGCUUUGCUGACUCUACCGAUUGUGUCUUUUAUUGUACCUUUUAUCUCUUCGAUGUCAGACAACAUGAUUCACGGUGCUCUGUAGAUCAAAUCAGACGAGCCCUGCUGCUUCUUUAGCUACCUUUAGCACGGCUACUAUGAUGUUCUCCGGCGUUUAUCCUUCCAUUUUACCUUUUUAGGAGUGGGUGUCUUCUCAGGAGUGGUAGCCGGUGGACGAAUCUCAGUUUUCCGCUUUUACCGUGUCAGAGUUGGACAUUACCGCGGCUCUGUUUGACACCUGUCCGCCUCUGAUUAUUCGUUAUCAUUGAAGGGGACGCUCCACUUGUAUCUCCCACCGCCGCCAUCUUGGCCUCCCCUCCUUCUCUUUAGCUGACGGGUUAGCCUAGCCUAGCAUAGCCAUUUGAAGCAAUGGCGUUGAAAAGAAUACAGAAGGAGCUAUCAGACCUGCAGAGGGAUCCACCUGCCCAAUGCUCUGCUGGACCAGUUGGAGAGGACUUGUUUCAUUGGCAGGCGACAAUAAUGGGUCCGCCUGACAGCCCAUACCAGGGUGGAGUGUUUUUCCUCACCAUCCACUUCCCGACAGAUUAUCCCUUCAAACCACCCAAAAUUGCCUUCACAACAAAAAUUUACCACCCUAAUAUCAACAGCAAUGGGAGUAUUUGUCUGGAUAUACUGAGAUCACAGUGGUCCCCUGCCCUAACCGUAUCGAAAGUAUUAUUGUCAAUCUGCUCUCUUCUUUGUGAUCCAAACCCCGACGACCCGCUGGUACCAGAGAUUGCUCACACGUAUAAGUCUGACAGGGAAAAGUACAACAAAUUAGCAAGAGAAUGGACACAAAAGUACGCAGUGUGAAAAUGCCAGGGAGAUGAAAAUACAACUAGAACAAAAAGAAAUUUGAUUUGUUACAUGAGGCAAAUGAGCAACAGAGGGAAAAAUAAACUAAACAACAAGCCCAUCUUUUGGAGAAGGAAGCGAUAUAAUGAGGUACAGUGCCACCUGGCUUUCCGUGUGCUGAGCUGCUACCAUGUACUGUCCUUCAUGACUUGUAGGGAUCUGCUGAGCAGGACCUGAUGGGCUCCUUAAAGCACUCCCAUAUGGAAUACCCGGAAACUCUUCAUAGUCCAUAGCACCACACUCAGACUCAGACUAUAGAACACUGCUAUUGUGAUCAUCACUUUUAUUGUCGCUGUUCAUGUUUCCACUGACGACAGUCAUAUCUAUCUGUGCAACUCAGAAGCAAAAAAAAAAAAAGAAAGAAAAAAGUUUGAUUUAGGAGAUGGAAUCGCCCUUGGUUCUCAAAGGUACUGUCUGUGUCUCACUGGAUGUCUUGUUAUUACUGUAUUUCCUUGUUUUUAUUUUGUGGCCUUUUUCCAUGUUGUUUUUCUCAAACGGUGUAUGUGCAAUUGAGGCAGAAUGUUCCUCGUUCAACACAAAAAAAAUGGUGCAGUGCCAUCACCAGCAGCUGACCUGUUGGCACAUACUGUCUCUAACCCGCUACAAUGUGAAAGACAUGAAAAGAAGAAUUGGCCUCCACCACACAAUCAAUUUAUUAGGAAUUAGCAACAGUGUAUAGUUUUUGAGGACACUAGAGAGCUGCUGUGAAGAGCUAGCUGCCCCCCCCCCCCCUCCUCACUGAGCCCCUUUUCUCCUGGUAAUAACAUCUGUCCUGAGUCAACAACGUUGGGUAUGACUGUUCACGCUUGUCUUUAGAAUGCUUUUCUGUGUGACCACGUGGUAUCCUAUCUGGCUUCUCCUGGCAUGUU
This is a messenger RNA of Solea solea (common sole), 1836 nucleotides long. It is a transcript of the gene ube2d4, whose product is annotated as ubiquitin-conjugating enzyme E2D 4 (putative). The record is from RefSeq and is a predicted model, not a curated record. Gene Ontology annotation, molecular function: ubiquitin conjugating enzyme activity. Gene Ontology annotation, cellular component: nucleus. NCBI's taxonomy places the organism in Eukaryota, Metazoa, Chordata, Actinopteri, Pleuronectiformes, Soleidae. Gene Ontology annotation, biological process: protein polyubiquitination; ubiquitin-dependent protein catabolic process. The transcript has 7 exons. Bases 482 to 925 code for a protein of 147 amino acids.